AUGCCUUCUUACAAGGUGACUUAUAUGAAGAAGUCUACAUGGCCUUACUACAAGGAUUUCAUAGACAUGGGAGAGAAAGGAAGCAAUUCUCAGCUAGUCAAUGAAGCUAAGAAGACAUUGCAAAGUCAAUUCAAAGUGAAGGAUUUGGGAGAAUUAAGAUACUUCCUUGGUAUUGAGGUCCUCAGAUCACAAAAGGGGAUCCUACUGAAUCAAAGCAAAUAUGCGCUUGAGUUGAUUUCAAAAGUAGGCCUAAGUGGUUCUAAGCCUGUUUCAACACUUCUGGAGUUGAAUCAAAAGUUUACCACUGUAGAAUAUAAUGCUUAUGUUUGGAGAAUAGGAGAUCCAAAAUUAGAUGACAUCACUGCAUAUCAGAAGUUGAUUGGGAAGCUCCUAUAUUUAACAAUCACACGACCUGACAUUAGCUUUGCAGUCCAAACAUUAAGUCAGUUCAUGCAAAGUCCAAAACAAUCUCAUAUGGAUGUAGCCUUAAGAGUGGUUAAAUACAUCAAAGGAGCACCAGGUCUAUGA
This is a messenger RNA of Nicotiana tabacum (common tobacco), 528 nucleotides long. NCBI's taxonomy places the organism in Eukaryota, Viridiplantae, Streptophyta, Magnoliopsida, Solanales, Solanaceae. The record is from RefSeq and is a predicted model, not a curated record.